CACUAGUUCAGUAGUGCAGCUAUAAAGAACAGAUCCUUUAUCAAAGAAGCUGGUUUUUCAAGAUUCCUGUCAAACACAACCUAAAACCGUAUGCGAAGUCGUAGAAUCACGUGAGAUAUAUCUCGUCGAGCGCGAAAUUAUUUCGUCUAUGUAAGAUCGGUGGCAAUUGAACGUGCAGUAUAUAUCUACUUAUCAAUAACACUAUACUGUGGUAGAAACGUGCGGCAAUAAGCGUUGUGAUUUAUUUUCAACUCCGAACGGACGAAACCGAAGAUGGUGCCUGCAAAGCAUUUAUAGGUUACAUCUUCAUAUGAGAAUAAUAAAAAUGGAGUUGGCUUUAUUGAGAAGUAAAUUUCGCGGCUCAAUGCUGGGUGUUUUGGUCGGCGAUUGCGUUGGAAGUCCGUACGAAGGCGAGGAGACUUUGACACCCGACAUGAAAACUGUCUUACAACAGUCUUUUGACAAAUUGGAGAGAACGGAAUUUAAAGCGCCGGUUAUGCAGUUUACAGUUGACUCAGCAAUGACACAAUCUUUAGCUGAGUCAUUGGUUGACAGAAAAUCUCUGGAUAUUGUUGAUGUAGCAAGACGAUUUGUGAAAAGUUAUUAUCAAGAUCCCUCUCGUGGUUACGGUAUCAGUGUUGUAACUGUAUUUCAGAAAUUACAAGCUAACAAAUUAACAGAUACAAUUAGUCCAGCAAAAGAGCAAUAUAAUGGUUUAGGUUCAUUUGGUAAUGGUGGAGCAAUGAGAGUUGCUCCUCUGUCUUUAUUUUGUUACAACGACCAUAACAAACUCAUAGAUUAUGUUAAGAAGGAAACCGAAAUUACACAUACGCAUAAGUGGGGAAUAAACGGUGCUAUUUUACAAGCUUUAGCAGUUCAACAAAGUAUAAACUUAAAUCCCAAUGAAGAAUUAAAUGUUUCUAGUUUUGUUGACAAUCUCAUUGACAAAAUGGAUAAAAUUGAAGUUGAUCAAACAGAAGAUUAUUUAGAAUUAGACGAGGGGCUCUAUAAGGAUCAAUUGUGCACAAUAAAGGAAUUGAUUUCUGAGGAUAGUGAUUGUCCCCAUGACGAAAAAGUAGUUCAGACCUUGGGAGUUGGUCUCAAUGCUUUGUACUCUGUUCCUACCGCAAUCUUUUGUUUCCUAAGGGCACAAAGACCUAUCAAAGGUAUAAAAACAGACAAUCCUCUCAGAAGAGCUAUUCAAUAUGCUAUUACUCUAGGCGGUGAUACAGACACAGUUGCUAGUAUGACUGGUGCAAUAGCGGGUGCUUUCUAUGGCGAAGAGAAGUUCAGUCCAUUAUUAUUGGAACAUUGUGAAGCGUCGGAACAGUUCCGUGAAUUGGCCGACAAAUUACUAGAUAGAGCUACACAGGAAUAAUUGUUUAAAUUCAUCGUAUUUGUAAUUACUGUGAGAUACACAUAAUGCAUUUAUUAUGUUAGUAUUUCAUUAGUGUAUGACAACAUUUUUUAUAUAAGUAACUAUACCGUGUAGUUAUUUGUAUGCACUUUAUUUACAUUACUUGAACUACGGACAAUUUUCUAUUUAGGCGACAUAUUUAUAAUUAAAUAUUAAAUUAUAACUAUGACACGGAGAUUAUCUGCUUUUCACGAUGUAUACUUUAUAUUUCCUCAACGUGGUGCCAAGUAUAUUUUUAUAACUAAUAAUGAAUUAAAAGUGGUAACUCUGAGCUAUUUAGAAACAUAAAUCUAUGCAUAACUAGUGCUAACAAUUUUUCUACCAUUCACUUUCUAUAUAAGUCUUGAAUUAGCGUUAGUUUACUUAUAUGGCUAUUAUAAGCUCACGGUACAAAUUAUAAAAUAAUAUCAGCAUAUGUAACUUACUUAGUCAAGAAUGUAAAUAGAAACGCAGUUGAAACCGUUUGAA
This is a messenger RNA of Harpegnathos saltator (Jerdon's jumping ant), 1885 nucleotides long. RefSeq names its product poly(ADP-ribose) glycohydrolase ARH3. The transcript is spliced from 6 exons. The record is from RefSeq and is a predicted model, not a curated record. NCBI's taxonomy places the organism in Eukaryota, Metazoa, Arthropoda, Insecta, Hymenoptera, Formicidae. Bases 311 to 1378 code for a protein of 355 amino acids. Gene Ontology annotation, cellular component: nucleus; mitochondrion.